UGUCUGUGGAUAGGUUAGAGCUGCAGUUUUUUGUGCGUUUUUCGAAUUUUGUAAUGUCCAUUUUUCAGAAAUUUGUUAUGCCACUGCCCGAUGAGGGCAAGUGCCAUAUUUGCAAGAGGAUUUUCUGUUGCGGCAAGUGCCGGCAGAAGCAUCAGUUCAACACCCACGCCAUUGCUGUGCGGGAAUCGUUGGCUCUGCCAGCGAGCAACUCCUCCGGGGAGUCCUCCUCGUCGUCGUCCACAUCCUCGACUUCCUCCGCUGGUGGAAUCAUCGAGCAUCGCCUUGAAAUGGAGCCGGGAGUGACCACCAUUUAUGUGUUUUGUCCGAUUUGCGAGCGACGGCCACUGUUGCUACGCGAGGAGAUGCACGGCGAGCUACUGGCCCACAUCGAGGCCUGUCACCUGCCGUUGCGAUGCCGGAAAUGCCAGCGGAACUACACCCGGAUCGAUGACCUGCGAGAGUUCAGUAAGUGUGCCGAUCAGCAACAGGAUUGCUCGGGAUCUAGUGAUCUCACCUGCGAUACAGAAGCCUCAAAGAUCACCGUGAAGAAGGCACCGGCCAUUGUCUAUAGCACCACCAUGUCCACACAAACCUCGCCGGUCGUGACGCCCAUAUCUCUGUUUAACAUGCGCUGGAAGGCCAAACGGAGCAUCACCCAUGAGGAGUACAUCAGCGACAGUGUCUCCUCCAUAAGGAAUCUCUCCUCGAUUAGCAACAGUUCCAUACGCCGAUCCAUCGGCCAGAUGGGUGGUAUUUCCGAUAAGGGAAAGCUCAUCCGUACCACGUCCACUCCACUCCAGGUGGAGUCCAUGUUUGCCAAGCCCAAGGAGCCCAUAACAUUUAACGCUUCCGGCGGAGGCUAUGUCUCGAGUAUUUACCACGAAGAACCGAGUCCAGCAAUCGAGCCCACUCCUCACCAGCAUCAUCAGCACCAGCAGCAGCAACAGCCGCUGCAGCAAAGGGCCUGGAAGAUGGGGGCGCGCAGCAAGAUGAGUGCCGUGACGCCGUUGCGGCAGGUCAUGUCGAAGAGCAUACAGAAGGCGUUCGUGGAGCACGGCGGAAUGUUGGGGCAGCGCAGAGUGCGUUUGGAUCUCAGCGAUCACAAUAAUUACUCCACGAACGAGCAGGUGGGUGGAGCAGGAGCAGGAGCGGGAGCUGGAGCUGGAGCUGGAGCUGGAGCAGGUGGUGCUGCAUCCUCCGCCUUGGAUUUGCGCCUGUCCCCAGCCAUGCGACGCACUCAGAGCGAGACCAGCUCCACGUCGGUGCAUGUGUCACAGUCCUCGCAGGCCCAACAGCACACCAGACAGAUCCUGCUCUCGGCCCAGAAAUUGACCACCGAAUCCAUCAUCAUCACCCGAGAGAGCUCAUCCACGGUUUAUAACACCUGCGAGAGCGUGGAGAUCAUACGUUCCACAUCCGAAUCGUCCGAAAUCCAUGUGCCACCACCAGGGACACCCAUUCGGGUGUCGGCGGGAACUGGAAUAAACAAGAAACAGAUUAAAUUCGAGACACCGGGGCCGAAGGAUAACAAGGAAAACGAGGAGGAGAGCAGGGAGGACUUCUUUACCCCGAAUCCGGGAACACCGCCAGAGCGUCCAGAACGGCGGCGCCAGGCGAUAGUGCCGCGCCAGCUAAGCGGUGAGUUCUCUCCCAAGAAGGAGACAGAAGCCAAAAAAGACCUGGUCGUGGCCAGACCCAAGCCGCGUCCUCCGUUGCGGGAAUGUCGUCAGGCGAAGACCUUUAGCGGCGUCCAGGAUAUGCCAGCCGAACCCGAUGACGACGAGGAUGAGGUCUUCCUGCCCACCAAUGCAUCCACGCGAAAGGAAAAGAAACCGGAGCCGGGAACCGGUAGUAUUUGGUCCCUGAUGAGUUCCAUGAUACGGCUGCCGGCCAGCCUGCGCGGCGACAAGGAUGCCAACAAAGAGAACGCCAGUGGUUCCCUGAUCCGACGCUGUGCCUCCAUUGCUGGAUCUCUGGUGCGUCCGUCGCGAGGCGAUUCCAUCGACAAGGAUGAGGAUGUACAGAGUCUGAAGCGCAAGCGCACCCAAACGCUGGACAAUCAAUACUGCAGUCCACGGUCGCCGUCCAGUUCCUGCAAGCGCUAUCGCAUCCGACCCCGGGAACCCAUAGAGCGUAUGCGCAAUACCUAGAUUUUAAACUAAUUAAGUGUAAUUUUUGUGAUUUUUUUUUCAAUAAAUGCUUUGUCGUCUGGAAGAUGCCGUUA
Molecule: messenger RNA, 2224 nt
Organism: Drosophila bipectinata
Lineage: Eukaryota; Metazoa; Arthropoda; Insecta; Diptera; Drosophilidae
Gene: fs(1)Ya
Product: female sterile (1) Young arrest
Source: RefSeq, a predicted model, not a curated record